Messenger RNA from Quercus robur (English oak), 1534 nucleotides. RefSeq names its product CAX-interacting protein 4. NCBI's taxonomy places the organism in Eukaryota, Viridiplantae, Streptophyta, Magnoliopsida, Fagales, Fagaceae. The record is from RefSeq and is a predicted model, not a curated record. The transcript is spliced from 3 exons. Gene Ontology annotation, molecular function: zinc ion binding; nucleic acid binding. Bases 195 to 1175 code for a protein of 326 amino acids.
GUGUCCCUCUUUUGCUUAUUUGAGCAAACUGACUUUGUUCUCCUGUAAAAGAAACCAAAAUCCCCAAAUUUAAAUUCUCUCUCUCUCUCUGUGUAAUUGCUUUCUUCAUUCAUUGGCUUUGCGUCUCGGUCUUGCUCUGCUCUUCCACAGGUUUCGCUUCAACUCGUAUCUGAGCUUGAUAUCGGGAUUUCAAGAUGCCAGCUACAGCGGGGAGGGUUCGCAUGCCUGCGAACAAUAGAGUUCACAGUAGUGCAGCCCUCCAAACCCAUGGGAUCUGGCAGAGUGCGAUUGGGUAUGACCCGUAUGCGCCCAACAAGGAAGAUGGCAAGAACUCUGCAAAGCCAAAUGCGUCGGCAAACUCUGAACCAGAUGCUGAGAAUGCGUAUGCAAGUUUCCAAGGCCUCCUUGCACUUGCCCGUAUAACUGGGUCCAAUGCCAAUGAGGCUCGUGGGGCAUGCAAGAAGUGUGGUCGUGUUGGACACCUCACAUUUCAGUGCAGGAACUUUUUGAGUGUGAAGGAUGAUAAGGAUAAAGACCCAGAGGCAAUUGAGGCUGCAGCUUUGGCUGAGUUGGAUAAGUUGAAGGGGAAUGUAGGUAAGUUGAAUGGGAAAAGUAGAAAAAAUGCAGUUGGGAGCUCAGAGGAGAGUGAUGAAGAGGAUGACAGCGAGGAUUCAGAUUCUGAUGCAGAUUCAGAGAUUGAGAGGAUUAUUGCUGAAAGAAGUGGAAAAAAACUUGGUACUAAGGGGAGGUCGUUGAGAAAGAAGGAUUUGGAUAAAGAUGGGCAUAGAGAUUCUAGGGAUAGGAAAAAGAGAGGGAGGUCUAAGAAGAGGAGUGGGAAGAGAGGAAGUAGUGAAUCGGAUGACUCAGAUGGAGGCAAGAAGAAGAGAAAGGAGAGGCGGAGAAAGAGGGAUGAGUCAUCAGAUGAUGAUUAUGAGCGUGAGCGGCGGCAUAGGAAGAGUAGGAAGGAGAAGAGGAGGAGGAGAAGCCACCGACACUCUGACGAUACUGAUUCUGAUGCAUCUGAUGAUUCUCGCAGAGAGCGAACUCGCAAGAGCAGAAGGCCCUCCUCACCAUCUGAUUCUGAUGCAAAUGGCUCAGAUGAUUCAUGGGUUGGUAGGGGCAAGAAGCGAUCUGAGACGAAGAGCAGGAAACGCCGUCAUGAUGAGGAUUAUUAGAGUUUAUUUUGGAAAGAAAUGCCAGAGCGGGAUAUGGUGAGCUCUCAUGAAGUUACCAAACCAGUGAUGGAACUCAAAUGGUGUUGAAACUAAUUUUGUUUCUGCUUUCGUGCUUGGAUUAUUUGAAGGCGUGACAAGUUUUAAGUUGUGUUUUUAUCCCCCCCCCCCCCCCCCCCCCCCCCCCCCCCCAAAAAAAGAGUUUUUAAGUUGUAUUGUAUUGUGUAUUGGAAAAUCAACAUAUUAUUAUUAAGUGGCUGUGUUGGAGUGCCUUUUACAUAUAUGUAUACCAUACUUUUAGGCCAAUUAGCAAUUGUUUGACCUGAAUGCAGUUGCGAUUGGAUCUGGUUUUCUUUUUUUAA